GGUACGAUCGGUUCGGUGACGAUCGUCGCUGCUGUACGGAACGCAUUUUUGUUUUCGCUCUCGGGGUCAGGUCGAGGACGGGAAUCCCCGCCUGCUGCAGCAGACUACUGCGCGUCGCUCUGUGAUUGUGGUGGAUUGUGUUUACUGUCAAGAGGUUAUCGGCUAUCGUCCAGCACCCAGCAAUGGCGCGAUUUUGGUGGUGCUACGCACUGGUGUUCGGUUCGCUGCUGCUGCUCUUAUCGUCACUGUUUGCCCCCGGCCAAGCGCAAACCUGUGGCAGGCGGAUGGUCGAUUUGAUGGCACUCAUCCACAAAGGAAACGCAGCAAAGGCGGGCUACUGGCCGUGGCAUGCGGCGCUGUUUGAAAACAAAAUUCGCUCGUUCGAGUACAUGUGCGGUGGUUCGAUCGUUAGCCAAAACUUAAUCCUCACAGCGGCCCACUGUCUGCUGACGGAGCGGGGACUGAUCGCGGCCGAGCGGCUGCUGGUACAGGUUGGCCGGAACCGGCUGAAGCUGGCCGAUACGCGGGGCCAGGAGCACGAGGCACACCAGCUGAUCACCCAUCCGGAUUUCGAUGUCAACGAUCUGGUGCAUGACAUUGCGCUGAUCAAGCUCGCCACCGAUAUCUCCUUCACGAACUACAUCCAACCGGUGUGCCUCUGGGAUCGGAAUGUGGAUCUGCAGAACAUCGUUGGAACGAAGGGUUUCAUCGUGGGCUACGGUUUCGACGACUCGGACAAGGUGUCAGACUAUCUGAAGGAUGCGGAAAUUCCGGUCGUGGAUAGCUUCACCUGCAUCAACAGCAAUCCGGAAGCCUUUGGGUUGAAGCUGAAGAGCAAGAUGUACUGCGCGGGGGCACGGGAUGGUGUCAGUGCCUGCAAUGGUGAUAGCGGUGGCGGUAUGUUCUUCACGUACGGUAACGUCUGGUACAUUCGGGGCUUGGUGUCAUUCAUUCCGCUGCGCGAUCAGGUCGCGCUCUGUGACCCCAACCAGUACACCGUGUUCACGGAUGUCGCCAAGUAUUUGGACUGGAUUCGGGAACAUUACCGGGAACCGUCGUCCGGAUCGAGCGGUGGUGGUAGCCCCAUAGAGUCCCCCCUGGACCAGAGCGGUAAGCUGCGUCUGCUAAAUUUGGACGUUUGCGGUAAAAGCCGCUACAUGAAUCGAGCCGAAUCGUCGAAACCGGUAUUCUUGGGCUACCCGUGGGUGGCACUGCUGGAGUACGCCGUCGAUGGGGAACGCGAAAAGCAAACGCUCUGCCACGGGACGCUAAUUAGCGAUCGCUACGUUCUAACCGCUGGCCACUGUAUAACGCAGCUACCGAGACGAUCCAGACUAACCACCGUUCGAUUGGGUGAUUAUGAUAUCAAGACGACCCGGGACUGUGAAUCGGUCAACGGAGAACAGGAAUGUGCGCCACCGGUACAAGUAAUGCGCAUCGAAUCGGCCAUAGUGCACAGCGGAUUCAAUACACCCAAGUACGCCAACGAUAUCGCGCUGAUCCGAUUACGCGAACGAGCCGUCAUCUCGCAGAGCAACGUCCAACCAAUCUGUCUACCGGUAAGCAACGAGUUGCGCAGCUUCAAACCAACUACCUACACCCUGACGGCAUGGCCAAUUGGUGGUAACGUACUGGGGCGUGCGGAUCGUCAGGUCGUUGAUUCGGUCGAGUGUCAAGCGAACUAUACCCGGUACUCGAUCACGCUGGAGAAAACAUUCCGACAGAUUUGCUUGAAACAGGACCAGAGCAGUGGAACCCGCUGUACCUUCCCGAAGUCGGCCGCUCCGUUGCAAACGAUACAGCAGUUGAACGGUGAGAAUCGGUACGUUAUGCAUGGGUUGCUCUCGUACGGUCCAAAGAAAUGCAGCCAGGCGUACCCGGACGUGUACACGUACAUCGGUCCAUACAUGGAGUGGAUACUAACCAACAUUCACGAAACAUUGUCAAACUCGAAGAACAUACCGCCACCACUAUCACCAUUGCAGGCACUGACACCAUCCCUGGAACCGGCGCAGUACAUCUGCUUGGUCAGCCUCGGACCGAACGUUUCCCGGUUGCUCUCGAUGCAGUUCUGUACCAACCAUUGCCAACAUAACAUUGGCUCGAAGAUCACUUCUGUAGUGGGGAAUCACACGCCGCACAGCAUGCAUUCGCGCUCGCGGCUCGGUGCACGGGGAUUCCCGCUUUAUGUUGCGUUGAUUGGUCUCGCGGUCGCGGUGCCGCAAGUGUUUGGUCUACUGGAAUGUGGCGAACGAAAGGUGAAGACUGUGUACCUCGUCCAGCAUGGUCUCGAGGCCAAGGAGGGCCACUGGCCCUGGCAUACGGCCAUCUAUCAUCGCGAGGGUAACGAAUUCAGUUACGUGUGUGGUGGCUCCAUCAUCGAUCGGAACACGAUUCUGACGGCGGCACACUGUGUCAUGACCGAUCAUGGACCGAUCGAGCUGGACCGAUUGUCGGUGCAGGUUGGCCGCAACAGACUAUCCGUGGCGAGCGAACGAUCGCAGGAACACCAGGCACUCGAACUGAUCCUGCAUCCCGGUUUCAGCGUGAACAGUGUAGCCGAUGACAUCGCACUCAUCAAGCUGGCCACCGACAUUACGCUGACCAAGUACAUCCAAGCGGUUUGUCUAUGGAACCAGGACGAAAAGUUGGAACUGAUCGCCGGUAAGAACGGUACGAUUGUAGGCUUCGGUCUGACGGAGAACGAUCGCGUAUCGGACUAUCUGCGCCAGGCCGUGAUUGGUGUCGUCGAUUCCUGGACCUGCCUGUCGAGUGACCGGGAAGUGUACGGUCCCACACUGACCAGCGGGAUGUACUGUGCCCGCGGUAAGGCCGGUAUUAGCGCGUGCAACGGGGACAGCGGUGGUGGCAUGUUUUUCGAAUUCGGUGACACGUGGUACGUUCGGGGCAUCGUGUCGUUUAUGCCACUGCGCGAUCAAACCGGUCUAUGCGAUGGUACCAAGUAUACCGUCUUCACCGAUGUGGCCAAGUACCGUGAUUGGAUCGCACAGUUCGUUAACGAAACGCAAGCGUCCGAGCGGCGUGAUCCGCUUUCGGCGGACAAUAGCGCCAAGCUGCGGCACCUUAACUUCAACGCCUGCGGCAUUGCUCCAUCUGCGAGGAACGGAACGAACGGAACGUUUAUGGCGUACCCCUGGCUCGGGUUGAUGCUCGCGACACGCCCAGGACAACGGCCACAAUCAUUGUGCCAGGUAACGCUGAUCAGCGAAUGGUAUGUCGUUGGACCGGCCCACUGUUUCGCCAACGAUGGUAUGGAGCGCACCGUUCGGCUGGGAGAAUACGAUACAGCGACGGAUCCGGAUUGUAUCGAACGCAACGGUAGCCAGCUGUGUGCUCCGUCGACGCAAACGUUACCCGUCCACAAGAUCACCAUCCGUCCGGACUACAAUCCGCUCGGUGUCACCGACGAUCUAGCGUUGGUGCAGCUUGGGCGUCCGGCCGACGUAACGGUGCCAAACGUGAAACCCAUCUGUCUACCGGUGACGAGGGAGCUACGCAGCUACAAACCGCGAAAUUUCAUCGUGAGCACGUUCCUUCAGAGCCAAACCACCACGCUCGUCCGGACGGAACCGAUCUAUCUGAACUCCGUCAACUGCCAGGAGCGGUAUAAAGCCAUCGGUUAUCCAUUGCGCAAAACCCACACGCAAAUCUGUGCCCUGCUUGUACCGCCGUCGUCGCAGAACGAUACUACUACUAGUGCGGAGGAACCGUGCCUUAAGAUGCUGUCCGGAGCACCGCUGCAGGCUCGGCAGGAGCUGGGCAGGCGUGAACGCCACUUCCUACACGGUGUGCUGUCGUUUGGACCGCGCGAGUGUGAUGCUACGGUGCCGGAAAUAUACACCAAUGUGGCCAACUAUCUGGACUGGCUACUGUACAACAUGGUACCGUUGGAGGUGGAUAAACCGGCUUUACCAGGAAGAGUGGUCUUUCCGGAAGAUUAACGAUGCGCAUUCGGCGCUUGCCGUUUGCAUUGGUCACGGGAAAUGGAAAACAAUACAAGAUAUUUCUCUUAAAUAUAUCAAUAUCUGGUCAU
Molecule: messenger RNA, 4054 nt
Organism: Anopheles darlingi
Lineage: Eukaryota; Metazoa; Arthropoda; Insecta; Diptera; Culicidae
Product: transmembrane protease serine 9-like
Exons: 7
Coding region: 183-3962 (1259 amino acids)
Biological process (GO): proteolysis
Molecular function (GO): serine-type endopeptidase activity
Source: RefSeq, a predicted model, not a curated record